Messenger RNA from Pediculus humanus corporis (human body louse), 471 nucleotides. RefSeq lists its product as uncharacterized. Bases 1 to 471 code for a protein of 156 amino acids. The transcript is spliced from 2 exons. Lineage: Eukaryota; Metazoa; Arthropoda; Insecta; Psocodea; Pediculidae. The record is from RefSeq and is a predicted model, not a curated record.
AUGAAAGGGAUAGAUGAGAGUGUUAAUAACGAUGGUAGUAAAGAAUCCGGGAGAUUAACGGCAAAUGGCCUCCUUCCAACGCUUAACGAAUCGCAAAACGAUCAAUUCGAAAAAAUGGUUCUCCCGUGUUUUUUGCGAACCGUUAAGGGAGGCAUGAAAUUGUGCGACCUUAACGGAUUCAGGUUCAUACGAAACAGAGUUGAUAGAACGAAAAUAUAUUGGACUUGCGAGCGUAAAAAAAACGAAUGUCGAGCCCGGGCCAUAUCGAACGUUGAUCACACGGGAGUUUCAUUCAACGAAGUCGAUCACAAUCAUUCGCCUCCCGAAUGGGGAUCCCAUCAUCGGUCAAAGAAAAACGUUAAAGUUCGAUUGGGGGUGUCAUCGCAACCCCACCAAAUCAAAUACCACGUUCAAGGAAUCAUAUGGGAAGGAAAAACGGGAGGGGGUGAGGAAAUUAGGUCAUUUAAUUAA